Acytostelium subglobosum LB1 is the source of this 1407-nucleotide messenger RNA. RefSeq lists its product as hypothetical. NCBI's taxonomy places the organism in Eukaryota, Evosea, Eumycetozoa, Acytosteliales, Acytosteliaceae. The record is from RefSeq and is a predicted model, not a curated record. The annotation marks the transcript as partial. The transcript has a single exon.
ACAACGAUCAAAACGCUCACAUUUGGCAAAUGGUUCAAUCAACCUAUUACUUCAAGUACAUUCCCAACAUCUCUAAUAUCACUAACCUUUGGUGAAUCAUUCAAUCAACCGAUUCCGCCUGGUUCGCUUCCGUCAUCAAUCACCUCUCUGACUUUUGGUUAUAAGUUUAGACAAGAAGUUUUCGUGGGAUCAUUACCAUGUUCUCUCACAUCUUUGACGUUUUAUGGUUCUUACCCUAUGGACAAGUUGGUUAAAGCUGGCGGUUUCCCACCAUCACUUAUCAAGUUGGAGGGUGACAUAUGUCACACAAUUAGCCCAGGAUCUUUCCCAAUGUCGCUCCAAUCAUUGCGGAUAAAUAACACCUUUAACGAAACAUUGACCACUCGAAUUCUCCCACCCUCCCUCACGAGCUUGACAUUAGGAGACGCAUUCAACAAACCAAUUGAUCCAGGUGCAUUGGGAUCAACACUUACUUCGCUUACCUUCUUUUGUCAUUUCAACCAACGAAUCAUCCCUGAAAUGUUGCCUCAGUCGCUCCAAAUACUUGAAUUUGGUUCCUGGUUUAACAACAUCAUUGAUGGCGGAGCACUACCACCUUCGCUGACUACACUAAAGUUUGGCUCUCGAUUUAACAGAUUACUCUUACCUGGAGUCUUGCCAUAUUCACUCAUUAAUUUGUCCUUCGACUCAAACUUUAAUCAACCGCUCAACAAUGCACUUCCCUCAUCCCUACAAACCUUGACAUUUGGAGUAUCAUUCCGACAGAGUCUUGUGAAUAUAUUACCCCCAUCAAUUACGUCGAUAACAUUAUAUGACUCUGAUGGUUACAGUUGUGAAGACUUCUCUUCUCUCCCAAUCACUCUCAGAUCAUUGACAUUCACGUAUCAAUACAGGAGAAUAAUCAGUCCUGGUACAUUGCCGCCAGCACUUCUCUCAUUCAAUGGCCUCGACUCUGUCCAAGACAUUACACCCGGUCUUCUUCCAGCCACAUUGACAUCAUUGAUGCUCGGACCAAGUACCAAACUUGUGGACAUAUCUGACCUCCACAAACUCCAGUAUUUGACGAUACCCACUCUUGAACAACUGCAGAGUUUCCCAUCUUUACAUUCGCUCAGCAUCACUGUGGACACGCGAUAUCGCUCAGUUGAUGACAUUCCCCCAUCAUCACUCCACAUGGACUCACUGACAAUCUACAUUCCUAUGAAUAGAUCAAGACAGGCUAUAGCCUUUGUAAAGGCUCUCACAAAACUAGUUCCCAACGUCAUUAACUACAAUGUGGUUGUGGACAGGAAUGGUGUGUAUUCCUACCGCAAGAUCGACAAAAACACAGGCGUUGUCCUCCACCGCCACAAAGUGGAUGAUUGCUCUUCGUUCAACACUAUAAUGUUUCAGCGCCUCCUAGAUAAU